UGGACUCUGCGGCACAAAAGCCACCAUUGACGACGCAGAAACGCACUGUGGGCCAAACCUCACUCGCUCGCUUGCAACACUUCUAUUUCCCACCACCCCUGAGGCAAAGCUCACCAUGAAGCUCUUUUUGGCGCUGGCGGCAUUUAUUGUGCCUCUCGUCAGAUCUCAGGUGCCCCAUUGGGGUCCGUGUCCAGAACCGGAUGUUCAACCCGCUUUCAACCUCAAACAGUUCAUGGGGAGGUGGUUCGAAAUCGCAAGGCUGCCCACGCAGUUCGAAAGGGGCUGCUGCAUCCAGACCAAUUUCACGUUCAAGGCGGACAAAGCUAUCCGAGUGGUCAGCUCGGAAGUAUUGAAAGGAGAGCUAAGGAAAAUCGAAGGAACAGGUGUCAUCGAGGAUCAGAAGAAUCCAGCCAAACUGGGAAUAAGUUACUCCUAUGUGCUGCCCUUUUCUCCCUACUGGAUCCUGUCCACAGACUACGUGAACACGGCCCUGGUGUACUCCUGCACGGACGUCCUGCGCCUCUUCCAUCUGGACUUCGCCUGGAUCCUCAGCCGCACCCGCACCCUGCCCCGGUCGACCAUCGACAGCGCCAAGGAGACCUUCUUCAACAACAACAUCGACGUGACGCGUAUGAUCGACACCAAGCAGAAGCCUUGUGACAAAGACGCGCCCUGGAUUGACGACCAAUUAUUAUAAUAAAUUUUGUUUAAACAUGCACUUUUGUGAAAAGGAGGAGAGUUAAAAAUGAGUGAGAAAGUAUGUAGUACGAUACAAGUAUACUACUGUAUGACUAAAUACUGCUUCAAUACAAACAAUAAAUAAAAUAAACAUAUCAAAUGAUGCUACAAAUAAAAAUCAAGUGAUAGUUUUAGAAGGUUUCUGCUAUACAAUA
This is a messenger RNA of Syngnathoides biaculeatus (alligator pipefish), 893 nucleotides long. RefSeq names its product apolipoprotein D-like. The record is from RefSeq and is a predicted model, not a curated record. The transcript is spliced from 5 exons. NCBI's taxonomy places the organism in Eukaryota, Metazoa, Chordata, Actinopteri, Syngnathiformes, Syngnathidae. Gene Ontology annotation, biological process: tissue regeneration; lipid transport; brain development. Gene Ontology annotation, molecular function: lipid binding. The coding region runs from base 116 to 697 and encodes 193 amino acids.